Aedes aegypti (yellow fever mosquito) is the source of this 8079-nucleotide messenger RNA. RefSeq names its product signal-induced proliferation-associated 1-like protein 2. Gene Ontology annotation, molecular function: GTPase activator activity; protein binding. The record is from RefSeq and is a predicted model, not a curated record. Gene Ontology annotation, cellular component: cytoplasm. Gene Ontology annotation, biological process: activation of GTPase activity; regulation of small GTPase mediated signal transduction. NCBI's taxonomy places the organism in Eukaryota, Metazoa, Arthropoda, Insecta, Diptera, Culicidae. Bases 1658 to 6757 code for a protein of 1699 amino acids. The transcript has 4 exons.
UGUGGUGAAUUUGGUGAACUGGAGCCUCUUGUUCGUGUCCGCCAAUGCACACACGAAUUGUGUGUGGUGGAAUGGAGCCAUCAUUCGCAGUUGAGAUUCGAUCGCGUACGGACGUCCCUUUUGUUGCCCGCGGUCGCCAAUUGGGGCCACACGUUUGGUGUUUGUAUGUACGGUGUAUCCUUUUUUUCGUUACGGAACAUUGUCCUUUGUGAGUGCGGUUAUUUGGUUGAAACGAUAUCCCUAGUAUUGUGAUUUUUUGGUGUUUUUAUUGAAAGUGCGGCAAUUGAAGAAAACGUGAACCCAAGAGCAGUGCAUACGCGAUCAAGCCCAGAAGAAAGCUUCAAAGUGGUUGUGCUGGUUUUAUUGUUGCUUUCCUUCAUGCUCGAUGCUUCGUUCUGAUGGAAUUGCUGGAAUAAUAAUUGUUGAUUGCGGUGCAUGCGUACGUUCGGGUUGAAUGAAGUGAGUGUUCCGGAAAUCCUGCUGUUUGCCCGAAAAGAGCGAUUUUAAAUUAUACUGAGCGAAAAAGAAGUAUUAUUAAACCCGAAAAGUGCUUGGAUUGUGCAAAGGAAGAGGGAAAUCACUUUGGAAUUGGGGAGUGUGUAUUACUUGUUUUUUUUCGGAAAAGUGGCGUAUUGUGCAUUUCAUGAAUAUUGAUUAUCCUGUGCCGUUUAUAUUCAAGUUUUCACUUUGAGUGUCUCACAUGAGUGCGGUUGGUACGAAAGAGAGUAGUUUUCUGGUGCCUUUUUAACGUUAUUCGCAACUGUUGGACUUGGAUGUGUCCACAAGAAUUCACAAACAAGCAACAGCGAAGCGUGAUACCAAUACCUGCGCAACUGUCAUCGGUCAAUGAAUAACAUCACAAUACAAUGGCGAAAACCACUGGUGGAACGAGUGUGGUGAGUUCUUGCAUUGCAGCAGUUGCCCGAGGGCGAUGACGAUGAAGUAGGGGAGUAAUCAGAAUAACAAUAAUAACAAAAAAAAAAAACUUGUUGCGUCCAUUCGGUAGACGACAUACGGUUUGCGCGUGUUAAUGAGCGCGGUCAGAACGUGUGCGGUGCAAUUCUGUCACAAACACCAAUACCAACCUCGAAUGCGACUCGUUGUGUAUUUUGAGUUUUGUUGUUCUAAUGCCUGAGUAUACAAAAAUUGGAAAGUGACCACAAAACCGAUACAAGCUCGAGACGGAAAUAAGUGAUCGGGUGAAUUGAACGCGAAUAAGCGAAAAAUAUCGAAAGAAUCGCCCAAGCAAAUUGGAUUACUUAAUGGUGUUUGCCUUGGGGUUGUCUAUGCUCAAACAGGAGGGGUAAACAGUGCGAAUGUGACCUCGGUCCAGCUGAACCAAUUAAGCGGUGCAAGGUUCCGUGAAAUUGUGUAUGUGCCUGAGAACUGGCCGAAAAAAGCGAGGAGAAACAAAAAGCGACACCGGAUAUUGGAACGCUUCGGCAAGUGACGACGAUAUAAGCAGCAGAGCAGAGCAUAAGUGACCAUCACCGCCUUGGGGCUGAACAGUUUUGCAGCGUGUGGAGACAGAGGAACGCGGAGGAAACCGAUUAUAGAACGUCUUGCACGGAAGGACUUUUUCUAAAGACCGCAACCUGGCGCUGUUUUGCGUACCGGGAAAGCAACGCUUGCCUUCUGAUUCGUCUGAUGUGAAUGUAUGUUGAGGAACAUUUUCUCUAUUUUAGUCGACUCCAGCAAUGGGAUGAUCGGAUUGCAGGCGGAGCUCGGGGGACCACCACCGGGACAGCUGAUGAACACAUCGGCCACAAUGAUGGCGAACGGCCCCCCAAACGGACCCGGUAGUCUCCUGGCCCCGGGACAUCAUCAUUCCAACGCGGGAGGAGCAAUGGCACAUCCGGCGCAUCUUCAUCCUCCACCGCCACCUCAGCAGAUGGGUGGCCGUUCUGGUGGGACGGCUCGGGAACGCGCCCAGCAUGCCGUGGAGUACUACAACAGUAACGUCCUGCGGGCUCGAGUUGGAGCGGGCCUGGCCGGACCACGCAACUCAGUCCACGAACGGUAUCCCUACAUCCAGCGUCAUCUAGGGAUGAGUGUCGGCGGAAAGUUGGCGCCACAAAACUCCGAGAACCUCUACCGAAGUAACUCCAGCCUUGAGCUUAUUCACGAUCACAGUGGCCAUCACGAUGGCCUGCACCCGGGAGGAUCGAAUCUUCGGCGAGAGUACGGCAGUCACGGAUCGAUCGACGUUAUAUCCUCCGAUCGGCACCACAGCCAAACCACUGGCGAAAGUUUCCUGGCAAUGCUCCAAGAAUACCGGCCAGCUGUAUUUGGCAUGGAACACACUCAUCAUCACACAGGAAACCACACUCAUCACGAUGCUCGUAACGGAGGAAUGCUAUCGUCCGGGGAAGAUAGUCUGGACCGUGGCAACUCCAGUCCCAAGUUACGCAUGAAGUUCAAUCGAUUGUGGUCUUCAUCGGGAGCUCACGGAGCCAAACCCGGUCGUGGACAAACGCAGAGCGCUUCACUUGAUGACGCCUCUUUGAAUCCCAACGUAUCGGUGCUGUCCAACGUUUCAAACGUUAGCACAACCUCUACGACCACGGUAUCAUCUGCGGACAUCGAAGAACGUCAACGGAGAAGAGCCUUUGCGCACUUCGACUGCCAAUCGCUCACCGCUAACCUGGGAUACGCUGCCAAGUUGCGCGGGCUUUUGCUUGCCAGAAGACGAAACACUACAACAGGAGCUUCCGCUGCUGCAACGUACGGAACACGAUCAUCCACCCCAGACGGCGACAGCAUAGACGAAGACUACGGCGAUGGCCAAGGCAACGAACUGCUCGAGAGUUGUCCGUUCUUCCGAAAUGAAGUCGGUGGCGAAGAAGAACGCGAGGUCAGUCUAACAAGGAUGCAAAAUCCCAUGCCGGCUGGCCAGCAAAGACGAGCUAUCCAUCGACCCGCGCUAGCCUACGGGGUGUCCCUUCUAGAAUGCGGCGCAAACGAGACUCUCUGGAAGGCCAACAGCUGCCCCUACCAGAAAGGCCCUCGACCGAUCGAACAAAUCGACAACGGUGCUCUCUACUACCGGCAGCAUUUCUUCAGCCAGGAACAUCAAAACUGGUUCGGAAUGGACGAACAGCUGGGUCCGGUGGCCAUCUCCAUCAAGAAAGAAAAGCUGCCUCCUAGCGCGACGCCUACUCUUGCAAUCCACGGUGCGGAUGUCGCGGCCACGUCCAACCAAACCCCCCAGCACCUGUAUCGGCUCAUAGUCCGCACCGCCGAGUUGCUAACCCUGCGCGGAUCCGUCAUCGAGGAUUCCAUUCCGAAUCCUCGCGGAACGGGUAAGCACGUCAGUACCAAAGAAAUUCUGGAAUACGUUGCGCCAGAAGUACAAAUCAGUUGUCUAAGAUUAGGCGUCAAUACGCCCCAGUGCGAACAGCAGCUCCUGAAGCUCGACGAACAAGGUUUGACCUUCAAGUACAAGGUCGGCAUCCUCUACUGCCGAGCCGGGCAGUCCUCUGAGGAGGACAUGUACAACAACGAAGAAGCCGGUCCAGCGUUCAACGAGUUCCUGGAUACAAUCGGCAAACGAGUGCGCCUCAAAGGCUUCGAGCACUACAAAGCCGGCCUGGACAACAAGACCGACUCCACCGGAACACAUUCCUUGUACGCCAACUAUCAGGAUUGUGAGAUCAUGUUCCACGUGUCGACCAUGCUCCCCUUCACACCCAACAAUCGGCAGCAGUUGCUUCGGAAGCGACACAUCGGAAACGAUAUCGUGACGGUCGUCUUCCAAGAACCGGGAGCCCUUCCGUUUACUCCAAAGAACAUCCGUAGCCAGUUUCAGCACGUAUUUAUCAUCGUCAGGGCGGUUAAUCCUUGCACGGAUCACACCCAGUAUCGGGUGGCAGUGUCGCGUUCGAAGGAAGUGCCGGUUUUCGGUCCCCCGGUGCGACCGGGUGCUCUCUACGCCAAAGGAAAGACCUUUGCAGACUUCCUGCUGUCGAAGGUGAUCAACGCUGAAAAUGCAGCGCACAGGUCGGAGAAGUUCGCCACGAUGGCGACCAGGACGCGGCAAGAGUACUUGAAGGAUCUGACGAGCAAUUACUGCAGUGCUACGUUGGUCGAUACUGGGCAGAAGUUCUCGAUAUUCCCGAGUAAAAAGCGGGAAAGGAGUAAACCGAGAUUCUCCGGAGAUUUGACCCAGCGAGGAGCAUUCUGUUGGCAGGUGGUGUUGCACGACAGCGGAAUGUCUACGCAGGUGGAUUGCUUCUUGGGGAUCUCAGCGGAGACUUUCGUGUUGAUCGAGGAGUGUUCGAGGCAGAUCAUCUUCGUGACCCCGUGCAAAGCGAUUCUGGGAUGGUCAACGAGUCAGAACUCGCUGCGGGUGUACUAUCAUCAAGGGGAGUGUGUGACCUUGAAUAUGCGGGAUUCAGGUGAUCGCGAUGAGCAGCUUGAGGUGAUCGAACGAUUAAGAGCUGUUACGAAUGGCUGUGGAGCACUGGAGCUGAGCUUGAGGCGGAAUCCUAUGGGACAGUUGGGUUUCCACGUUCAGCCGGAUGGAGUGGUGACACAAGUAGAGAUCUCUGGUCAGGCCUGGACGGCUGGACUACGGCAAGGGUACCGAUUGGUAGAGAUUUGCAAAGUGGCAGUAGCUACAUUAUCGCACGAUCAGAUGGUAGACUUGCUAAAGACGUCUGCGCAAGUGACGGUAACCGUGAUAGAAUCGUUUGCAGACUUCAGUCCUCGGCGGGGCUGUUUCUUGCAAAACUGCCGAUUCAAUGCAAUCAACUAUGAAAGUGACUACGAGACCGUGCCAGAACGAGCGGACAAGAAUGGCAAGAAGCAUCUACCCAGUGCCCAACUGCAGUCGGCAAGCCAUCGUCGUCGGUACGAACGGAACUUCUCUCCACCACGAUCAAGCAAUAGCUCCGGCUACGGAACCGGAAGCAGUAGUCGAUCGUUUACUGCGCUACAUCAGAAUGGUGUUGCACCCAGCGAUCCUCGGGAUCUUCGAUAUGGCCCAACGGAUAUGGGCACUCUAACGAGUUCAUCCAGUGGCCACUCAUCGAACGACGAACGCUGGUAUGACGUGCUGGAACCUCAACAUGAAGCUCCUUCCUCGACGAUGCCCCCACCUUCAGAACCAAACUAUCAUCACCCAAAGCUCACCGCUUCCAGUAACUCCCUGCCCUUGUCCGGAGCCACACCUCGACCGCUUUCCCUCCAUAACGACUCCCGUCAAUUGAACAACAACCCAAACGGCAACGCCAACGUGGCCCUCCUGAAGCGUUUGAUCAUUAGCGAAAGCAACAGUCCUCAUGACAAUGGACCCUCUGAACCUCUCUACAGCAGUUCCAUGAAAAACCUUGCCAAUCAUCAUCUGAGCGCUGCCGAAGAAGAGGACCUCUCGCGACACAACUCUCCGCAGCUAAAACGCUCCGCAACGACCACCAACAUCUACGGGAUCAACGGCGGAAGUGGCGGAGGCAGCAAGAAGCCGUUGAACAAUGGCCCUCUCAGCUCCAGCAGUACGUCCAGUUCCCGCAAUAACAGCCCGCGGCCGAACAACAACGGUAUCGCUGACGCCAAGCCGAGGACGAAGAGUUCCGCCCCUCAACGGAACAGCGUCAACUACACGGGAAGCUCCCUCCAGGAAGAUCUGAUGAAGCUCAUCAACCCGGACUACAUCGCCGCCGCUUCCAGUGACGACAACUUCAAUGCUGGUGCCAUGGAAAAAAUGCAUAAGGGUAAUCCGAACAGCCACAGCUUGGGGAACAUCUCCUCCCUAACGGCUUCCGCCGGGUUGAAGCCUAUCCAGCAGCAACAGUUGACGCAGAAAUCUCGCUCACGGGAAGGCAUCAACCUUGGUUCGUCAAACAAUCUGAAGGUCGCCAAGACCAAUGGCAACGUGAACAAUGGCCCUUCGAAUGGGACAUCCGAACAGGAGUCGGAUGUCAUAUUCACCACGGCCCGACCGGCAACGGUGAUAUCGUCCACAACCAGCAACUGUUCCAGCCCGGCCAGCGAGUUGAACAACAACAACAAGCUGCACAUCAACGAGGACCACCUGAAGAUGUCGCCGGGCAAGAAGCAGCAGAUCAUGGCACUGGCGGCCGCUGCUGGAGGUAUUCUGAAGAAUGGAGGCGGCAUGAUGGCGAACGGGGGUGGGGGUGGAAGUUCCGGAGGCAAUGUUAACGGCAGUAGCGGGAAAAUUCCGCUGCCAGACAUGAAGGAGAUGGACUGGAGCAGUCUGGUGGAUACGGCGACCAAGGCGAUGACGCAGCUCAACGAAUCUGGCGCCAAGCAUCCGCAAGGAAACAUAUACUACGACGACAUCAGCCAAGUCUUAAACGGCGUGGUUCAGCAGCAGCAACAAUUGCAACAACAGCAGCAGCAAUUGCAGCAGCUCCAACAACAGCAACUUCAACAACAACUGCAACAGCAGCAAAGCUCCCAGUUGACUGUCCAAAAUGGCGCCGGAACACCUGCCCUGUCGGAUCUAUCCACAACUCCGAGUUCUGCGUCACCGGUUUCUACCGGAAGCGGUAGCACCGCCAACAGUGGCCAGCUGAUGUCCAUGUCAAACAGUUCCAGCCUUCCGGAACUCCAGAGUCAAGUGACGCAACUAUCAGACAGGGUUCUACGCGAGCAACGUCGUAGACGGUCCCUGGAACACGCCGUUCGUCGCUUGACCGAAGAGAACCGUCGGCUUCAGGACGAAAGCCAAGCUGCUGUCCAGCAAUUGCGACGCUUCACCGAGUGGUUCUUCCAGACCAUCGAUCGCCAGUCGUAAACUUAUCAAAAAAAAACCUUACAACAGUAAUCGACCUUAAACCACGUGCUUAGCCAAUGGCGUCUUCCAAAGUUCAUCGCAACGUUCAAAUACCUUUUAGACUGCACCUCGAUAGCAAUCGCACCCUGUCCCAAUCAACUCGAGAACCUGUUAACGAUAUAUAGAGCCUUUCGUUACACUGUUUUACUUUGUAUGACUUUACACGAAACUUUAGUAGAAAUCGUACGAAUUCAUAAAUCGCGUAAGUUUAGUGUAUCUCUUAAGUGACCAAAAAUUUAGGCUUAGUGUGAGCAAAAGUUAAACUUAUAAGCAACUACAUGCAACACCAAUCGGCAGUUAAUUGCCCAUACGUUAGAAAUGCAUCAAUCUUUAUACAAUACAUUAUUGAAGUUAUAUCGACCGCUUAGGAGUCGAGCCUAUUUAUACACCAAGACACGUUGUGAGGACACCAUUUUUUGUCGCUAGAACAGAAACAAUCAAAAGUCGUUAUAAAAAAAACCAUCAAAACCACAUUUAGCGAAGUAUUUGCCUAUUUAUCGAACGGAACCUUUAGUAUCAAAUCGUAAUUUAUCAAAUUAACAAUGAACAGCAUUAUUAAUCAAAAACUUCGAUAGAAAUUAAACUCUUACAGAACGGAAACAUACCAAAUAAAGCAAACUAUGUAAUACUACAGUUCUGAUAUCGCUGUACGUUGUGAAGUCUGUUAUUUAAACUUGUACUUGUGUUAAUUGUGUAUUUUUUUUUGUACCAUCUAGUUUUUAGCGUAUAUAAGUUCGUUGUUGUAGUUUUCCUUUUCUUUGUAUUUUUUUCCUACCGGCUAAGCUGUAUCAUUUAUUCAUACGAAUCUGAAAGUGCUUAGUUGUUAAGUUGCUUAGCUUUUGCUUGGUCCUGGACUUGGAUGCCAUCACAUAUUUUGCCCUCCAAAUGACGGUAGACUAAGCGGAAGGUGUAUCUUUUGCUUGUAUGUAGUUUUACUUUUGUAAUAAAAAAAGACCUUUUCUGUUCUUUUCUCUGUCUAGUAGCGUAAACUUGCGUUAUUUAAGUUAAAUAUAUGCCUUCGUAGGGUAGGAAUCGAAAUCGUAUGCAAAAAGAACAAUCAGUAAAGAAUAAAAUAGAGCUAGAUCAAUCCAGUUGUGUAGUUAGUCGUACGUGUAGCCUUGUAGAGAACAUUAUUACUUAUUACUUACUUAUGUAGAGCUAUUUAAGGGAACUGUACACCAUUAUGACCAAUACACACAUACACGAAUACUUACAUCAAUAUCAAACACAAACGUUAAAAUCACCCAUUUGGAAUAUUGGAAUAAAUGCAAAAGUAAUAUAAA